AUGAAUAAUAAUAAUAAUAUAAAACUUCCACCACCAUGGCAACUUGUUAAUGAUGGAAUGGGUAGACAAUUAUAUUAUAAUCCAAUGACAAAUCAACAAAGUUAUACACCACCACCAGGUUCAACACCACAACAACAACCUACACAACAACAACCACAACAAAUGCAAUUCCCAAUUUCAAAUUUAGGUACACCCAAUUCAUCUAUUUCAAAAUCCUUACCAGAUGGUUGGGAAGAAUCAACAGAUAAUCAAGGUCGUGUUUAUUAUAUUGAUCAUGUAAAUAAAAAAACAUCUUGGAUUCAUCCAAGUUUCACUCAUCAACUUCAUCAACAACCAACAUCACCAGCUACACCAACAAAUAACAACAACAACAACACAACCUCAUCAAAAGUAACCCCAGCUCAAUCUGUACCAAUUGUAUCAAAACCAAUAACUUCACCAUCACCAUCAUCUUCUUAUCAAGAUAACGCUUUUUAUCCAUCAUUUUCUGAAUAUGGUUAUGCACCAAAUUCAAAUAAUAAUAUUAGCAGUAGUAGCUCUACAACAACAACAACAACAGCACAUAUACCAACACAAUCUAAACCAAUACCAAGUACUAGUAAUAAUAAUAAUAGUAAUAAUAGUUCAUAUAGUGAUGAUUCAUCAUAUAAAUCUAGAAAUGUUGCAUCAUCACCACCAUCAGUUAAAACACCAGUUUCAACAUCAUCAACAUCACCUCAAGGAUCUGGAAGUAAAACAAAUGUUUUACUUUCACAUAUUUCACCACUUUGGGACUUGGAAAAAAUUGUACCAGCUUGUUCAAAUUGUUAUUCACCAUUUACUGUGAUUAAAAGAAGACAUCAUUGUAGAUGUUGUUAUAGAGAAUUUUGUGAUGCAUGUUCAACAAAGAGAAUAAAGAUACCACAAUUUAAUUAUAAUGACCCAGUUAGAGUUUGUGAAUAUUGUUAUUCACAUACAUCAUCAAAUGAAAAAACAUGUAUUUCUAGAUUGGUUCCAUAUUUAUUUGAAAACUAUAAGAAUGCCACACAACAAUAUCAAGCACUAUUGGAAAUCUAUGAUUACGUUUUAACCUAUCAAAAUUAUCCAACCUCUAUUGAAGCUGCAAUCGUCGGAGGUUUAAAACCAUUUUUAGAAUAUGUUAUAAGGGAUCAAUCUGAUAAGAGCGAAACAGUUGCUUUAUGUUGUCAAAUUAUGGCAUUCACUUCAAAGUUUGAAAAAGUUUUAAAACCAAUCACAGAUAAAGAAUCGUUAAUCUCGCUAUUUGAUAUUUUAUAUACUUCAAAGAAUCAAUCAGUUCAAGUAGAUUGCGCUAAAGUUAUCAAAGAGAUCUUAGUUUAUAAUUCAAAGAAAUCUCCAGUUGGUACUAAUACUUCAAAUCAAUCCAUUAAUAAUAAUAAUACUUCAACAACAACAACCACCAGCACUACAACAACAACCGCAGCAGCAACAACAACAACAGCAACAACCAAUAAUACCACACCAUCACCAACUGAUCCAAUGAUACCAACAUCAACUUUACAACAAUUUAUUUCAACAUUAGAUGUUAAAAAUAAAGAGGAUUAUCAAUUGGAAGCAUUGAAAAUUUUGAAAAGACUUGUACAAGAUGAGAAUACAGCAAUUGCAAUGGUUGGUGCAGGUGCAAUCGAUAUUGUUACACCAAUGUUGUUAAGUUCAAAACAAGGUAUCCUUAGAAGAGUAUUAAAACUUUUAUUAACUUUUAUUGAAUAUGAUCAAAAGAAUAGUGAUAAAAUUUUUAAUCUUGGUGGCGCUUUAUAUCUUGAAAAUGCAAAUAAUAUAACAAAUAUGGAUGGAUUAUUAGAUUCAUUAUUAGAACCAUUUAAUAAUAAUCCAAAUAGUAAAGAAUUUAAAGAAUUAUUAUUGUUAGUUAAUAAUUUAUUAGCUGCUACAACCGUUUCAAAUUCACAAUCAUUAAUUAAUAGAAUUUGCGCACAUGAAGGAUUUUUAAGUGCAUUAAUUUCAACAAUGUCUGUUACAGCAAUUGAACCAACUUCAAUAAAAACAUUAUUAUAUCUUAGUCAAGGUGAAAAAGUAAAGGAGAAACUUCGUGAUCUUGGUAUCAUUGAUCCAUUGUUAUCAGUGAUUUGUGAUAAAUCAAAGAAUCCAUUGAAUGCUUUAACCAUUUUAACAAAUUUGGCAAAGAAUAAUGAAUCAAUCUGUAAGAAUAUAUUUGAAGUUGGUGGUUUAGCAUUGUUAAUGGAUAUUGUAACUGCUCCAACUCCAAAGUUAGCACCACCAUCAGUUUCUGCAUCACCAUCACCAAAUCCUGUUGGUGCAUCAAUUUUGUCAGCAAAUGGUAAAUUAACAAGUGUACCAUAUAGUGGUGAUGUAGUAUCAACCUCUGCAAAUAACACUGCCACCGAAGAGAAUGAUAAGAAAAUGUCUGAUUUCAAAGCAACUCAAUAUCAAUCUGUUUUAUUAUUAUCAAUGUUAUCAAGAUCAAAGGAUAUCGUACGUGAAUUUGUCAACUUUGAAAAUGGUAAUGGUGUUAAAACUUUGGUUGGAUUAAUGAAUCCAACUUGUGAUGAUCAAAUGAAAGUAGCAACCUCUGAAUGUCUUUGUAACUUUUGUGAUGAUGAAACUUGUGCUAUCCUUGUAAUUAGUGAAGGUGGUUUAACAUAUGCUCAAGCAUUACUAUCAUCCAAUCAAACUCAUAUCAAAGCAAAUACCUUGAAACUCAUUCAAAAGUUGGCUACUCAUUCACCAGAUAUUAAAUUGGCCAUUUCAGAAGGUACUUCAAUUCAAAAGAUGGUUGAAAUGUUAACAAAUUCCAAUCCAGAAUUAAAGAAAUGUGCAAUCUUUUCAUUGUCAGAGUUAUGUCGUGAAAAUAACUCCAAUCGUGAUUUGGCCUAUAAAUGUGGUUGUUUACAAUUGUUGGUAAAUUCAUUCAAUACCUAUACAAAUGAUACUAAAACAUUGGUUUGUCUAUUGGAAAUUAUCUCUGGUUAUGUUCAACAAAGUGAUCAAUAUAGAAAUGUUAUUCUUGGAACUGAUUUGGUUCAAUCGAUUAUUGAAUAUCUCUUCUCAAGUGUUCCAUCACAAAAUCCAACUCAAUCAGAGAGUACCAAUAGUAGUUUUAUCAUUCAAUCUCAGCUAUACUCUGUAUUAAUUCUAUCAGUACUUAUUAAAGAUACUUCGAGUGAUCUCAUUAGAAAAGUUAUUGACUCUGGUAUUAUUCUCUCUUUGAUUCCAAUGUUGGCAAUUAAAAAUUCUUACCUUCAAGAGUAUACACUUGCCACUUUGAAAAUGGUUUCAAAAUCAACAACACCUGAACUUCGUGAUACAAUGAUCUCAUCUGGUAUUCUCGCUUGUCUAUCUGAUUUACUCUUUUCAAAGAAUGAAAGUAUUCUUACCAACACACUUCAUAUUUUAAUUGAACUUUCAAAAAGUCAAGAUUGUGGUGGUUAUUUAUUAUCUACAAAUGCAAUCACUCAAGUUUCAGAAUUGGUAAUUUCUCAAACCACCCCACAACCUGUAAAAUCAUUGGCAAUUCAAUUGAUUUCAACCCUUUUGGAAACCAGUUCAAACACUUCAAACAUUUGGGAAACCUUUACUUCUAAAUCUGGUAUUCCAGGUAUCAUUUCACUUCUUUCCUCUGAUAAUCCAUCAUUGGCUAUCAAUGCUGCCAAUGCCCUAUCAUCAAUUGUCGUCGAUGGUCCAGGUAGAGCUAGAGUUGUUGAAAAUGGUGGUUUACCAUUGCUAUUACAAGCAAUGUCAUCAUCCAAUGUAAAUAUUGCUUGUGCUGCCUUAGUAACAGUUUUAGGUCUCUCAUUAGAGGAUGAAUUAUGUGAAAUGAUUGUAAAUUUGGGUGGCCUUAAAACAUUGGACCUUAUGAUCUCUGAUAAUAGCUACAUGAGCAAUAGUAUUAAUAUCGAUACCAAAUUAUACGCCUGCGAAACCAUUUUCAAUUUAGGUAGUAAUAAUCAAUGUAGAGGUAGUAUUUGCCAAGAUAAUCAAAUAAUUCCACAAAUCAUUUUCAUUCUUUUACUCUCAACCAAUCCAAAUUAUCAUAGUGUCGCUUGUAAAACAUUGGCUCUUUUGGUAACCAAUGCCAUCAUUGCUAAACAAGUCGUUGAAUUGGGUGGUGUAAUUGGACUUGGUCCACUUUUAUCAAAUAAAACCGAUGAAAUCACUAGAAUAUCAGCUUCUGUUGCACUCACUAAUUUAGCAAAAUAUUAUAAUCCAUCAAGAGUUGAAAUUUUAAUAACUGUAAAUGAAAAUAAUGAACCUUGUCUAUUAGAAUAUAUUAAAAUUCUUUCAAAUAAACCACCACAAUCACAAUCAAAUACCACCGAAAAUAAUAAUAAAGAUUCAAAUAUUAUUGAUAGUUCUACAAGUGAUAUAAGAUUAAAAUUACAAAUUUUAGAACUUUUAGAACUCUUAUCAAAUGAACCACAAUUCUCUGAAGUUAUUGAAAAUAUUAAUGGUGUACCAUCAAUUAUUUCAUUAUUAUCAAAUCAUUUAUCUUCCUCCUCCUCCAAUAAUAAUAAUAAUAAUAGUAAUAAUAAUAAUAACAAUGAAGAUAAUAUUUUAUUAUUUAAAACUUUAUCAAUUAUUACAAAUCUUGGUUCAAAUCUUUCAAAUAGAAAUGCUUUAUUAAAUAAUGGUUUUUUGAAACAAUUGGCAGGAUUAAUGACACCACCACCAGAAACUUUAAUUUCACUUGAUGAUAAUAUCUCAAAUUCUCUUUCAUCACUUUUGGAUAUUCAAGAGAAACCUAGCACCCCCUCAACAACUGAUUUCGCUAAAUUCAAUAUCUCAACCACUGAUGAAGAGAAAGAAGAUAUCAAUAAAUUGGCUUUGAAUUUAAUUUAUACAUUCUCAUUGUCCGAAGAUGGUAAACAUAUAAUUAGAAAUUCAAAAUUAAUCAAUAUUGUAAUCAGAUUUAUUGAUUCUAAAGUAGAGGAUCAAGUUUGUUUUGCUUUACGUACCAUUGCUUUGUUAGGUUUAUCAUCAUUGAAUAGAUUGGAAAUUUUAAAUAAUGGUGGAAUGGAUAAAGUUUUAAAUCAAUUUUCCAAAGCAAACAAUAAUCCAAAUGUAAUUUUGUGUUGUUUGGUUGCCAUCUACAAUUUGGUAUUUUUAGAACAAAACCUCGCAAGUUUCAUUCAAAAGGAUUGUCUAAAACAUUUAGUCAACGUUGGUUUAAUGUAUCCAAAUGAAACCAUACAACAACAAAGUAUACUAAUUAUCAAUAGACAUUUGAACUCUACUAAAUAUGUUGAAGAAUUGGUAAACAAAUUUGAUAUCAUCACUCUUCUUGUAAAUAUUUUAAGUAAUGCCUCAAGUGAAAGUUUAAUCCUUCAUGUUCUUAAAACUUUAACAGAUUUCAUUCCAUUCGAUUCUGCUAGAACCUCAAUAUCCUCAAAGAUUCCAGUUCAAAUUUUAAAAACUCUUCAAAAUGUUAGUAAUCCUUCACUAAGAGAAUAUUCUGAAAAAUUAUUACAAUUAUUUUGUGGAAUAGAUCUUUAA
Molecule: messenger RNA, 5487 nt
Organism: Dictyostelium discoideum AX4
Lineage: Eukaryota; Evosea; Eumycetozoa; Dictyosteliales; Dictyosteliaceae
Exons: 3
Coding region: 1-5487 (1828 amino acids)
Molecular function (GO): metal ion binding
Source: RefSeq, a predicted model, not a curated record